This is a messenger RNA of Frieseomelitta varia, 1543 nucleotides long. Its product is annotated as F-box only protein 6-like. Lineage: Eukaryota; Metazoa; Arthropoda; Insecta; Hymenoptera; Apidae. The record is from RefSeq and is a predicted model, not a curated record. The coding region runs from base 675 to 1535 and encodes 286 amino acids. Gene Ontology annotation, cellular component: cytoplasm; SCF ubiquitin ligase complex. The transcript is spliced from 3 exons. Gene Ontology annotation, molecular function: protein binding; ubiquitin protein ligase activity. Gene Ontology annotation, biological process: SCF-dependent proteasomal ubiquitin-dependent protein catabolic process; glycoprotein catabolic process.
UUUGGUCAUUCUGGCAAUUUGACGGAAACGUGUUAGCCACGUGGUAUUCGUGCGUUAGUGCGAUCACAAACAAAGCAGCUCCCGUCACUGUACGUUGUAUUCGAAUGGCUCUCAGCAUAGAUCAAAACUGAGACUCCGGCAUAGUAUACGUAUAAUAUUAACAAAUAACGUGUUUAGAAGAAGCAACCAAAGUUGAUUGUUUUUAAAUAACUGAAAUAUCAAAUCAUACAUUUAAUCGUACUAUAGCUGUACGAAUAUUUUCAGAAAUUACUGUAUGCAGUUUAUCAUGAUUCAUAAGUGAAUCAUUAUUAUUAACUGGAAUUUGACAUCACUGUACAAGUACAGUAUGUAAAUUUUGAAGUUUUGUAUCAUUUUACUCGGGAUAAUAAAACUAAUAAAUACGAGUGAUAGUUUUAUUAAAUAGUUGAAAUGCAAAGUAAACUAUUAUAAAAAAAUUGUUAAAUUACACGAAAAGUUAUGUGUUACAUGAAAAGAUAAUUCAUGUUUGAAAAACUAUAUGUAAUUCUUUAAAUUUGACUUACAUUCUUAAAUUAAAAAGAAAACAUUUCAAAUAUCAAAAUCAUACAAGUAAAAGUUGUAUUGUUCUUUCAAAAACUGAUGUCACAAUAGUUUGUACAUCAUUUGUCAAAGCAACUUUUAUUUCAUGAAUAAAAAUGGGACCGUUUCAUGAUAGUAAUAUGACUACUCGUGUGAGGUAUGAUGAAAAAAGUGAUAAUGGAUUAGUUAUCAAUGGAAAAUAUUUACCAGAGGAAUUGUUAGCAGAAAUUUUUUGUUACAUUGAUUACAAAUCUUUGUUAAAUUGUCAAUUGGUUUGCAAACGUUGGAAAAUAUUAAUUCAAACUUAUGUUUGGCGUAAAAAAGCAGGAGUUUCUUUCAAUCGAUUACUUUUUUUUAAUAAAAAAGUGCCUUGGCAUGUUUACUAUUUAAUAUGCAAAAAGAAGCCUUUUGAAAGAAAUUUAAUAAAAAAUCAUUCUGGAGAAUACGGAACGCAAAAGUACUGGAAAAUUCUUAGUCAAGGUGGUGAUCGUUGGAAAGUAGAGAAUCCUCCAAUAGGAGUUCCACCUUUGCCAAAUAAUGAACUUGUUUUCGAAGGGAAACAAUUCUGUUUUGUUACUUCUUACUGUAGUUGCUCUAAAACACAAAUAAUUGACCUAAAUGUUGAAGGACUGACAUCAUACGUUUUAGACAAUUUACAGCCUGUAAUAGUGGUAAGUGAAUGGUACAGCUGCCGUUGGGAUUGUCCAGCUAUAUAUGAAUGUAUUAUUGAAUUAUUAAGAGAAGAUAAUACAGUCAUAGAUUCUUUUAACUUCCGUGAUAAUAUUGAAGAGGAAAAACAAAAUCAAUGGCAUCAGGUAUCACAUGAAUUUAAAAACUAUGGGCCUGGGCUUAGAAAAAUUUGUUUUUAUCACGGCGGUAAUGAUCAAUUAUUUUGGGCUGGUCACUAUGGCAGUAAAAUGGCAGGUGCAUGUGUAUAUGCAAAAAUUCCUACUUGUAACAAUAAAAUUUCGCAAUAGUAAAGAGA